UAAAGGUUGGGGGCGGAGUGGAAACUGAAGCGAGAAAUGUGUUCUGGCCGCAGCAAGUCCCUGCCCGGGCUGGUUCAGGUUGCUCCAAGGACGUGCAAAGACAGGAGCCCGGGGCGGGGAGUGCUCUGUAAACUCAGGUCCCCAGCAGCACCCCUGCCUUUCGGUCUCGGCAGUGCUCCCACCCCAGAAGGGUGGCCUGCGGCACAGGUUUCUAGUCUCCCCCGGCCUUCCCGCCCCGCCCCGCCCCCAGGGCACCCUGACUUUCCGUAAAUGACGGCGGCCAGGAAGCUCAGGGGCCACACAGGAAGGAGCAGGGACUUUCCUGUCGCAGCCUCGGCUGUCCUUUGCCUCGGCACAUCUGCAGGUUAUACUCAUGGCACCUCCAAGUGAGGAGACACCUCUGAUCCCUCAGCGCUCUUGCAGCCUCUCAUCCUCAGAGGCAGGAGCCCUGCAUGUGCUCCUUCCUCCCCGGGGACCUGGGCCUCCCCAGCGACUGUCAUUCUCUUUUGGGGACUACUUGGCCGAGGAUCUGUGUGUGCGAGCUGCCAAGGCCUGUGGCAUCCUGCCUGUUUAUCAUUCGCUUUUCGCUCUGGCCACUGAGGACUUCUCUUGCUGGUUUCCCCCAAGCCACAUCUUCUGCAUAGAGGACGUGGACACUCAAGUCUUGGUCUACAGGCUACGCUUUUAUUUCCCUGACUGGUUUGGGCUGGAGACAUGUCACCGCUUUGGGCUGCGCAAAGAUUUGACCAGUGCCAUCCUUGACUUACAUGUUUUAGAACAUCUCUUUGCUCAGCACCGCAGUGACCUGGUGAGUGGGCGCCUCCCGGUGGGCCUUAGCAUGAAGGAACAGGGAGAGUUCCUGAGCCUGGCCGUGCUGGACUUGGCCCAGAUGGCUCGUGAGCAGGCCCAGCGCCCAGGAGAGCUGCUGAAGAUGGUCAGUUACAAAGCCUGUCUGCCGCCCAGCCUGCGCGAUGUGAUCCAGGGCCAGAACUUCUUGACACGCAGGCGCAUCCGCAGGACCGUGGUCCUGGCGCUGCGCCGCGUGGUCGCCUGCCAGGCCGACCGCUACGCGCUCAUGGCCAAGUAUAUUCUGGACCUGGAGCGGCUACAUCCAGCGGCCACCACCGAGACCUUCCGUGUGGGGCUCCCGGGCGCCCAGGAGGAGCCGGGGCUUCUGCGUGUGGCGGGGGACAACGGCAUCGCCUGGAGCUCCGGGGACCAGGAGCUUUUCCAGACCUUCUGUGACUUUCCGGAAAUCGUGGAUGUCAGCAUCAAGCAGGCCCCACGUGUGGGUCCGGCAGGGGAGCACCGGCUGGUCACCGUCACCAGGAUGGACGGCCACAUCCUGGAAGCAGAGUUUCCGGGGCUGCCUGAGGCGCUGUCCUUCGUGGCCCUCGUGGAUGGGUACUUCCGCCUGAUCUGCGACUCCAGGCAUUAUUUCUGCAAGGAGGUGGCGCCGCCGCGGCUGCUGGAGGAGGAGGAGGAGCUGUGCCAUGGACCCAUCACGUUAGACUUUGCCAUCCACAAGCUGAAGGCCGCUGGCUCCCUCCCAGGCACCUACAUUCUCCGCCGUAGCCCGCAGGACUAUGACAGCUUUCUUCUUACCGCCUGUGUCCAGACUCCUCUUGGCCCCGACUACAAGGGCUGCCUCAUCCGCCAGGACCCCAGUGGGGCUUUCUCCCUGGUUGGUCUCAGCCAGCCGCACAGAAGCCUGCGGGAGCUGCUUGCAGCCUGCUGGCAUUCCGGGCUUCGAGUAGAUGGCGCUGCCCUGAACCUAACAUCCUGCUGCGCUCCCAGACCCAAGGAAAAGUCCAAUUUGAUCGUGGUGCGAAGGGGCUGCACUCCAGCGCCUGCCCCUGGCUGCUCCCCGUCCUGCUGUGCACUGACACAGCUGAGCUUCCACACGAUUCCAGUGGACAGCCUGGAGUGGCACGAGAACCUGGGUCACGGUUCUUUUACCAAGAUCUUCCAUGGCCGCAGGCGGGAGGUAGUGGAUGGUGAGACACAUGACUCAGAAGUCCUCCUGAAGGUCAUGGACUCCAGACAUCGGAACUGCAUGGAGUCUUUUCUGGAAGCUGCAAGCUUGAUGAGCCAAGUAUCCUACCCACACCUGGUGUUACUGCACGGCGUCUGCAUGGCUGGAGACAGCAUCAUGGUGCAGGAAUUUGUGUAUCUAGGAGCAAUUGACAUGUACCUGCGCAAGCGUGGCCACCUGGUGUCAGCCAGCUGGAAACUGCAGGUGACCAAGCAGCUGGCAUAUGCCCUUAACUACUUGGAGGACAAAGGCCUUCCUCAUGGCAACGUCUCAGCACGGAAGGUGCUCCUGGCUCGCGAGGGGGGUGAUGGGAAUCCACCUUUCAUUAAGCUGAGUGAUCCUGGUGUCAGUCCCACUGUGCUGAGCCUGGAAAUGCUCACCGACAGAAUACCCUGGGUGGCCCCCGAAUGUCUCCAGGAGGCUCAGACGCUCGGCUUGGAGGCUGACAAGUGGGGCUUUGGAGCCACCACGUGGGAGGUGUUCAGCGGGGGACCCGCCCACAUCACCUCGCUGGAGCCCGCCAAAAAGCUGAAGUUCUAUGAGGAUCAGGGACAGCUGCCCGCCCUCAAAUGGACAGAACUGGCGGGACUUAUCACACAGUGCAUGGCGUAUGAUCCUGGCCGGCGCCCCUCCUUCCGAGCUAUCCUCAGAGACCUCAACGGCCUCAUUACAUCAGAUUAUGAGCUCCUCUCAGACCCCACACCUGGCAUCCCGAGUUCCCGAGAUGAGCUGUGCGGUGGCGCCCAGCUCUAUGCCUGCCAGGACCCCGCCAUAUUCGAGGAGAGACACCUUAAGUACAUUUCUUUGUUGGGCAAGGGUAACUUUGGCAGCGUGGAGCUGUGCCGCUACGACCCCCUGGGGGACAAUACAGGACCCCUGGUGGCAGUGAAACAGCUACAGCACAGCGGGCCAGACCAGCAGAGGGACUUCCAGCGGGAGAUUCAGAUCCUUAAGGCUCUGCACAGCGACUUCAUCGUCAAGUACCGGGGAGUCAGCUAUGGGCCAGGUCGCCAGAGCCUACGGUUGGUGAUGGAGUACCUGCCCAGCGGCUGCCUGCGGGACUUCCUGCAGCGCCAUCGCGCGCGCCUGCACACCGACCGCCUACUGCUGUUCGCCUGGCAGAUCUGCAAGGGCAUGGAGUACCUGGGUGCGCGCCGCUGCGUGCACCGUGACCUGGCUGCGCGCAACAUCCUGGUGGAGAGCGAGGCGCAUGUGAAGAUCGCGGACUUCGGCCUCGCUAAGCUGCUGCCCCUGGGAAAGGAUUACUACGUGGUCCGCGAGCCUGGCCAAAGCCCCAUCUUUUGGUAUGCCCCGGAGUCCCUAUCUGACAACAUCUUCUCCCGCCAAUCUGACGUGUGGAGCUUCGGAGUGGUGUUGUACGAGCUCUUCACCUACUGCGACAAGAGCUGCAGCCCAUCUGCUGAGUUCCUGCGCAUGAUGGGGCCUGAGCGUGAAGGACCCCCGCUCUGCCGCCUCCUGGAGCUGCUGGCAGAGGGCCGACGCCUCCCACCACCUCCCACCUGCCCCACCGAGGUUCAGGAACUCAUGCAGCUGUGCUGGGCGCCCAGCCCGCAGGACCGGCCAGCCUUCGGCACCCUGAGCCCCCAGCUGGACGCGCUGUGGCAUGGAAGACCCGGAUAGCAGCCAGGGGGGAGCUGCUGCAGUGGCUAGAGCAGAGACAUCUCCUGCACGCACUGGUGGCCGACUCGGACCCAGGGCUAGACCCACAGCUUCC
Mus caroli (Ryukyu mouse) is the source of this 3770-nucleotide messenger RNA. It is a transcript of the gene Jak3, whose product is annotated as Janus kinase 3. Gene Ontology annotation, molecular function: ATP binding; non-membrane spanning protein tyrosine kinase activity; growth hormone receptor binding. The record is from RefSeq and is a predicted model, not a curated record. Gene Ontology annotation, biological process: regulation of apoptotic process; growth hormone receptor signaling pathway via JAK-STAT; cytokine-mediated signaling pathway. NCBI's taxonomy places the organism in Eukaryota, Metazoa, Chordata, Mammalia, Rodentia, Muridae. Gene Ontology annotation, cellular component: cytoskeleton; membrane; cytosol.